AUGCCCGGCCUACCCACAAUUACUCCCGCAAGCUCGACUCUAGCAACCGUUCAUCUCAUUCUCGGGGACUCUCCCUGUGAUGAUCUCGACCGAGUUCACAGCCAGGCAAUGGGAUGUACCGCGGCUAACCACGACAACGCCGCCGAGGACCUUGUCCACGAAACCACAAAGGACAUCGACCAGAUGAUACAGCAAGCGGCGCAGAGCAUGCCGCCGACUGGUAGCUGA
This is a messenger RNA of Colletotrichum destructivum, 228 nucleotides long. RefSeq lists its product as uncharacterized. Lineage: Eukaryota; Fungi; Ascomycota; Sordariomycetes; Glomerellales; Glomerellaceae. Bases 1 to 228 code for a protein of 75 amino acids. The record is from RefSeq and is a predicted model, not a curated record. The transcript has a single exon.